AUGCUCAUUGGGCUGUGUGGCGCUGAGAUCGUGUCCAAGAAGUCUGUGGGCGCCAGCCAGGGCAUCCUGGGGCUCAUCUCCUAUGCGGGCGCCGCAUUCGCUGGCAUCCCCCUGGCCUUCAUGCAGCAGCGCUUCGGCUGGGACGGCUACUUUGGCCUCCUCGCGGGCGGCUGCGUGGCGGCGGUGGCGCUGCUGCUGCCGCUCAUCAACGCGAGGUCGCAGGCCCAGAUCGCGACGGAGGGCGCCAAGUGA
Monoraphidium neglectum is the source of this 252-nucleotide messenger RNA. Its product is annotated as hexose-phosphate transporter. The record is from RefSeq and is a predicted model, not a curated record. NCBI's taxonomy places the organism in Eukaryota, Viridiplantae, Chlorophyta, Chlorophyceae, Sphaeropleales, Selenastraceae. Gene Ontology annotation, molecular function: glucose 6-phosphate:phosphate antiporter activity. The transcript has 3 exons. Gene Ontology annotation, biological process: glucose-6-phosphate transport; phosphate ion transmembrane transport. The coding region runs from base 1 to 252 and encodes 83 amino acids.